Messenger RNA from Oncorhynchus kisutch (coho salmon), 1967 nucleotides. RefSeq names its product transmembrane protein 30B (gene tmem30b). Gene Ontology annotation, biological process: phospholipid translocation. Gene Ontology annotation, cellular component: plasma membrane; Golgi apparatus; endoplasmic reticulum. The record is from RefSeq and is a predicted model, not a curated record. The transcript has 8 exons. The coding region runs from base 240 to 1259 and encodes 339 amino acids. NCBI's taxonomy places the organism in Eukaryota, Metazoa, Chordata, Actinopteri, Salmoniformes, Salmonidae.
AUUAACUUCUGCUAACCAUGUGUAUGUGACCAAUAACAUUUGAUUUGAAAUGACGUCAAUGUGAGGAACACCAUUGAGGCAGGAAGAGAAAGGAAAAGGGAAGGAACCGUCAGGUAAAGGUGUUAGCGGUAGGCAGCGCCCUGUUUAUUGUCUAUUGACUUUACGCUGCCUAUUUUGGAUAUUCCUCAAACGAAUCUGGAAAUAAAGAUAAAGAUUUUCUUCUUCGUUAAAACGGAAUCAUGAUGAAAGAAGAGCUAGAAACGACCAACCGGCCAGACAACACAGCCUUCACACAGCAGAGACUCCCUGCUUGGCAGCCCAUGCUGUCGGCUGGUAUCGUAAUCCCUGGGUUUGUGCUCAUUGGCCUGGCAUUCAUUGGCAUAGGUGUUGCCCUCUUCAUCACCUCGCAGAACAUCACAGUGUUGGAGAAAGAUUACACUGGAGUAGAGACCACCUCAGACUGCUACAAGUGCUCCAACCCCAGCGACAAGAACUGUACGUGCAAACUGGAGUUCUCCCUCUCCAAUCUGUUUGAGGGUCCUGUGUUUUUCUACUAUGGUCUGUCCAACUACUUUCAGAGCCAACGCUCAUAUGGGGCUUCAAAAGAUGAAUACCAGCUCUCAGGGGAUCUGGACUACUUUAAGACACCUAUUUCUGCAUGCUCUCCCUAUCAGUAUGAUGCCAACCAAAAUCCAAUUGUGCCCUGUGGAUCAUUAGCAAACAGCAUGUUCAAUGACACCUUUAAGCUCUAUCAGAUCGUGAACGGUACCAAGAAGCUUGUUCCCUUUGAUGGAAAAGGAAUAGCAUGGUGGACUGACUACAACAUCAAAUACAGGAACCCUUCUGUUACGCCUCUAAAGAACGCAUUCAAUGGUACUGUGAAGCCAUCCUUUUGGUCCAAGCCGGCUUAUGAGCUGGACACCUCUGACCCAUCCAACAACGGCUUUGUGAACCAGGACUUCCUGGUGUGGAUGAGAAGGGCUGCCCUGCCAGACUUCAGGAAGCUGUAUCGACGAAUCACAGAGGGUGACUACGCCAGGGGCCUACCUGCAGGGAACUACUCCCUUGAAAUCGCCUACAACUAUCCCGUGUUGAGCUUCGGUGGGAGGAAGAAGGUGGUCUUCAGCAACGUGUCCUGGAUGGGCGGAAAGAACCAGUUCCUGGGCAUCGCUUACCUGGUGGUUGGAUCUUUGUGUGUUGUCAUGUCGAUGGUUAUGCUCAUUGUGUAUGCCAAGUUCAAGUUCCCUGAGGAUGAUUAAUGUUCCGGCUCCAUUUGACCUUUUAGAGGUUAGUCAUUAUCUGGGUAAAUGUAAUAACUUUAAAUUACUUGAUUAUACUGCCAUGUCUGUCCAAUAUUGAAUCUCGUUGAGAGAAUUAUGAUUUGCUGGGAGAGUUGAUAGAAGGCUCUUUGCAUAGUUCAUUAAGGGUUUUAGUUAAGAGGUGAGUGAGGUUAAGUUGGACAUUUUAAAGUUUUAAAAGCUAUGUAAUUUGAUACUCUGGGAAAGCUGCAUUUGAAUCUUCUUGUAUAGUUUAAGACCUUUAGGAUGAAAAAGCCAUUCAUAACUUAUUUUUGUUGCGUUACGUCACAUUGGUAAGUAACUGCAGCUUUUAUCAUGGGUCAGAAAAGACCAAUCUGUUCAUACUGUUUGUUAUAGAUUUCUGAAAAGUAGAGGAUCAUUUACAAACAUGGAGUGAUUGCUAUUUUUAGACAGGACAUGUAAGCCAUAGAAUUGUAUUGCCAUUUUGUUAUUGGAUAAAAAAUUCUGAAUUGAUGUAUCUGAAAUGUUUUCCUGUAACCUUUUCUAAUGGGAAUAUAUCUCAGGGUUGUAUAUACUGCACAUAACUGAACAUCCUCUUUUUAAAAUGUUUUUAUUGCAGUAUGUUUCUUGUAAUGGAAUUUAGAAAAUUCCUUGGUGAAUUUUAAUUUGUUUUCUCUGAAAUAAUAAAUGUACAACUUGAGGAAUGAA